GGACUGUAGAGAGAAAGCGGCAGAGAAGUAGACUGCACACAGAGUUCGGAAGACGGCAAUCUCAGAUACAGUCAUGGGAACGACCCCAUCAGCACCAAAACUAAACGGCACACAUAUCAGAAAAGGAGACACCGUGCGUUUGAGUUGGCGGUCUAACUGUGGGGUGUACGGCACAUGGAAGAAGGACGAGAAGGUCCUGGCUCAUGGUGGCAGAGUCAGCAUCAGCCACAAAGACUUCAAGCACUUCAGUCUGGAGGUCAAAGAUGCCAGGCAGGAGGACGAGGGGAAUUACACCCUAGAGCUGUCCAACCGCAAGGCCAGAGUGUCGGGUUCAGCAGCCGUGACACUGCUAGAAUUUGAUACAGAAUGGAGAGGACUCUUUUUAGCAGAAACAGACGAGGUGAAAAAGACACUGGAGGCCUUCAAAGUCAGCAACUCGGAGGUGAGAUGCCUCCGCUUCCUGCUCCAAGGCCCGGUGGGAGUGGGCAAAUCCAGCAUCAUCAACACCAUCAACAGCGUCUUCCAGGGUCAGAUGGUUAAUCUGACACCCACAGAUGCAGCCACCGGAAAGAGUCACACCAUUGCCUAUCAAGCGUACCCGAUUGAAGACGCCCAGAAGAAAUCCCUGCCGUUUGUGUUCAAUGACAUCAUGGGCCUGGAGAAUGAGAAGGAGAGUGGUGCGCUUAUCGCUGAUAUCAUCAGUGCCUUAAAGGGUCGUGUGAAGGAUGGCUACAAGUUCAAUGCCAGCUCUGCCUUGACAGAGACAGACUUUCACUACAAUAGCGCCCCCAGCCUGGCUGACAAGGUGCACUGCCUGGUUACGGUGAUUCAUGCCAACAACAUCUUCCUGUUCACCGAGGAGGAUGAUGCCAUCCAGAAGAUGAAGCAGGUCAGGAAAGCUGCCCGUGACCUCGGAGUCCCUGAUGUAGUGUUCAUGACACACGUGGAUCAUUGUUGUCCUUUGGUGAAAAAGGACCUGAAUAACAUCUACCUAAGCAAACGGAUUAAAGCUGCGAUGCAGCGGUGCAGUGACCUGGUUGGCGUCCCGAUGAACUGCAUAUUCCCAGUGAAGAACUACCACCAGGAGACCAAAGGGGACGCCAAGACAGAGUGCUUGAUCCUGCACGCUCUGGAUAAAGCCGUCAAGUCCGCCGAUGACUUUGUGAGGGUGAAGAGCUCCAAUUGAAUUGAAACUUAAGACGUGCAAAAAUGGAAAUAUAAUUUAAGAUAAGUAAAAUUAAAAUAAAAACCCUGCCACUAGACUUCCCUUGAUCCUGCAUGCCUGGAGGAAGCUGUCACGUCUGCAAUGACUUUGUGAAGGUUGUUAAGAGCUGCAACUGAGUUAGGCCUACGUAAAAACAAGACUUGCAUAUUUGUUUAUUUUUGGGAGGACAUAAAUGAUUGAUGUGUUACUCGACACUCAGGGCCAUCUCGUUUACAAAGUGAAUUCAUGCUUUGCAUUUAGUGUACACUGUGUGUAAGUAGGUGAUAAGGUGACAGGGCCAUUUAGGUAUGUUAAACAAAAGGAUAUGUUCAAUGUAACAUACGUUUUAGGGACAUCCUUACAUCCAUGUGAUGAAGACCCAAGUGACAAACAUGUGAACGACUUUUACAAUUUAACAGAUGAAAAACUAAUAUGACAGGAAGUCAGGGCUGCGAGGUUAAAUAAUUCACUUAGGCUACUGUUAGGGCUGCGCAAUAUCAUAUCAAUAUUGCUGUCAAACAAUAUCAAAUUUCACAAUAUCGAUUUGAAACAAUGUUUUUGUCAUUUGUUUAU
Molecule: messenger RNA, 1777 nt
Organism: Engraulis encrasicolus (European anchovy)
Lineage: Eukaryota; Metazoa; Chordata; Actinopteri; Clupeiformes; Engraulidae
Product: interferon-induced protein 44-like
Exons: 10
Coding region: 74-1186 (370 amino acids)
Biological process (GO): immune response
Source: RefSeq, a predicted model, not a curated record